AAACAAGUUGUUUGAGUUUCAUGCUUGCCCCACAAUUCGAUCGACCCUGACCCCAAGCUCGACCAUUUGACAAAAAACUAACAUAUUUCGAUCGACUACGUGUUACAGUACAAAAGGUUCAGAUCCUAGGCACACUUUUCGAACACGCCUUACAUUCUUUUUCAAACGCUCACACAUUUCCAUACCCAAAUUCUUUCGUAUACUGACCACUCGCUUACCAUUAACAAUCAUCACAUCAUCAUGCGUUACACCACUGCCACUAUUGCUCUCGCACUUGCUGCCGGCGCAGCUGCUGCUCCCCAGGGCGUUGUGUAUGUCACCAGCGUUGUCGAGCAGACUACUACUUGGUGCCCUGCUGGAGCCACCAUCACUCACGCAAGCGGUACCACCGUCCUCACUGCUGCCACCAUGAUGACUCUUCCCGUUGCUUCCCCAUCUGGAGCUGCCCCUGUAUCGUCUGCAUCCACCUUGGUCCCUACUACCGGCUCAUACGCGUCCGCACCCCUCUCAUCAGCUGUGGUGCUCUCGACUUCCUCCGUGGCCACCGGCGCUUCCAUCUCAUCAAUUCCUGUCUCAAGCCCAGUGUCGCCUGAGGAGGCAUCCAAUAUCCCUAUUGCAGUAGCAUCAAGCUCCAUUCCUGUCGCCUCGGUCGGAACCGCUACCCCUAUCGUCCCUGGUGCCGCCUAUGGCUCCUCUGCUCCUUACCCCGUUUCCUCGGCUACUGGCGUGGUUGGAUAUGCUCAGCCUUCGGGUGUCGCUGGUGAGUCUGGCGUUGCCCAGUCCUCCGGAGUCGCUGGCGCUACUGGCUCUUCAACAGCUGCCAACCCUUCUUCAACCUACACUGGCGCUGCUUCGCGCAACCUGGGAGGUGCAACCGGUAUUCUUGUCGUCGCUGCCGCCUUAGUUGCUCUCGCUUAGAUGCUUUGGGCGUCAUUGAUCACCUCCUGUCAAGCUGUGCUGGCAGAGAACCGGGAACCUUUUGUUUCACGCGAAUGAUACCAUCGAGAGCUGCUCGAGAGUGCAGCAACUUCCAUUGUUUCUUUCUACCGACAUGUUGAGAUGUUUCACUUCCUUAGCCUAGACGUUAACAGACUACGAAGUUUUUAUAGAGCUUAGCUACAAGGAUGCACAUUAUACUUAGAAGAGCCUUUUCGUUACUCGUGUCUACCUUCUAGCAUCUGGUCGGAAGCCAUCAGCUUCGAGUAUUUCGCUACCGCAGAAGAUGGUCUCGGAGUUUACAACCAUAAUUAUGUCAUUAGCUUGCUGCGGCGUC
This is a messenger RNA of Aureobasidium subglaciale EXF-2481, 1273 nucleotides long. RefSeq lists its product as uncharacterized. The coding region runs from base 241 to 918 and encodes 225 amino acids. The record is from RefSeq and is a predicted model, not a curated record. Lineage: Eukaryota; Fungi; Ascomycota; Dothideomycetes; Dothideales; Saccotheciaceae. The transcript has 2 exons.